This is a messenger RNA of Aegilops tauschii subsp. strangulata, 708 nucleotides long. Lineage: Eukaryota; Viridiplantae; Streptophyta; Magnoliopsida; Poales; Poaceae. The record is from RefSeq and is a predicted model, not a curated record.
UUUCUUCUUAGUUAACUAGAUGGAAAAAAAAACAGAGCUCCCGCGAUCGCUUGGCGAUCUGGCGGCGACGGAGAGAAAGAGGUGGUGAGAUGGCGGCGGCAAAUCCGGCGGAGACUCCGGCGAGGAGAGGCGUCAAUACGGGCGUGGGCUCCGGCGGGGGGCUCAUCCCUGUGUUGGAAUGGGACGACAUCAAGGCCAAGUCCAGGCGCAUACUGCGGCGAUCCACAAAUCGAGCGAGAUGCUGGGAAAGGAUGAAGAAGCGGGCAAAGGAUCUACUCCACGGGAGCCCAGGUAGGGUGGAAACAGUAACGGAUGGAGAUGGGGUAACUACACAUGUAACAAAGGAGACAGAGGGGAAAGAAGAGGCAUAUGUGCAGCAGAGGAGAGAAUCGGUUGGAGAUGAUGGCGCAUCGGCGGCCUCCGAGGAGGAGGUCCGCUGGGCCAAAUGAAAAUCAUAGAUUGGAACUGCCGUGGUAUGCUCUCCCCCACGGCAGUUCGCGGGCUCUUGGAUCUACAAGGGCGAACCAAGGUAGACUUAUUUUUCUUUCGGAGUCUCAUUUGAAUAAAUAUAAAGCCGGUGAGCUAUGUCGUGUUUUUGAUUUUGAUUCGAUGUUUGUAGUGGAGAGUGAUGGUCGGACCGGUGGCCUUAUUAUGUUUUACCACAAAAUGAAUAAAGUUGUUUUAAACUAUGUGUCGGCUAAUUUGAUA